CACGAGGAAAGGAAAGGAACGAAACGAAACGAAACCGAGGGAGGUGGCGUCAAGACCAAAGCGGUCUUCGCUCGCCCAAGGUAAUAUAAAGCCGCGCGUCGACUUCACCUGGUUCAACUUACCUGGAACAUCGAACAGCCGCGGUGUCCAGCACGGCCAGGAAGUCCGCCAGUGCCACACCACUUUCUACCAUCAUGGUGGUGUGGUCGGUGCUGUUAUUAAUGGCAGCCAUUUUGGCGGAGGCAGCGGUACCAGACCCUCCAAGGCCCGGUAUCACCACCGUCGGGUCUUUGAAAUUAGCGACAGCUGCUGACUGUGCCGGCGUUGUCGCUUUCUCUGCUACUCAAGCUUCCGUCGACCUCGCCAGAGUAGUCCUUGCCGAGACGCUGGUCGACAAAGGCGUAGGCUACGUCGCGCAGACCGGGAUCUUCACGACCCACUGUCCCGGGCUGUAUCAGUUCAGCUUCGCCGGUUACGGCAGCACCGAUCUGCAGCUCACGCUGAAAAAGAAAUUGAACAACUCCGACAGCUGGCAGCCGGUGGUCGGCGCCGGUCCAGGCGGAGGCGCCAAUUUGAUCCUGCUGGAACUCGAGGCCGGAGAUCAGAUCGCCGUUUUCGUUGAUUCCGGGAAAAUAAACGACAACGCCACGUUCUCCGGGUAUCGAAUCGCCAAGAAGUAACUCGAAUCGAAUCGUUGAACCUCUGAAGAGACAACCGUUUCCUCAAGAUCGGAGACCGUUCCGAAAAAUCGCGUUGAACAAUCGGGAAUAUUCGAAAAGCUAAAGAUCCAUAGGACAUUCGAUCCGAAAAUUCAUUUCAAUCGAUCGGGACUCAACGUGAACUAAAAAUCCUUGAUAAGGAGAAAAACACCUUCGCUUCGGUAAUCAGCAUUUUCAUUGUUUGUUUGGUCCAUAGUUUAUUGUGAAAGAUGUUCGUUGUUAUUUGUUGAAGGCUGAUUACUGACGAUCUUGGUAUAUAUUUUAUCAUGGUUACCUGAUAUCGACCUGAUGCUGAAGAGUGCAAAAUGGAGAGAACUCGAUGUUCGAUUGAUAUUUGAUCAAACUGCGAAUUGAUGAUACAUUAUUUUCUUUUAUCGUCCACUUGCCAAACGGGAUCGCUCGUAGUGAUUGUUAUCGGAAAUUGUACGAGUUCUGAAUUGGAAAAUGAUCGAUCAGAGCGGUUUCAAUCUUCUCCGCGAACCUAACGCUUUGUGAUAGCCCUUUUACCUUCAUUCUCUCUCUUUCUCUCUCGAAAUCUCUCGUUUCUACCUUGAACUCGGAAUUCGUGAGCUUUCUUCUCUAUUCUUUCCUGUUCUCUCUUCUCCCCUUAUCUUCUCUGUCUCUAUGUACACUUUCUCCUUCCGGUGUAUUUUCAUUGUACAUAUACCUUCGUAUUCUAAACGUGUGUACAAAUCCUUCAAUUCUUAUAUACUAUUUUUUUGCUUUAAUCUUUUCUCCUUCGUAAGAUUGUCUUUCUCUCUUUCUAUCUUCCUUCCUAUUCGUUUAUUCUCUCUGAUACCUUGCCUCUGUACCUACGCUAUUUAUUUCUACUCGUUUCUAAUUACUUUCUAAUUAUUUCAUAUUUACAGUUACUUGUACGUCUCCCUUAUGAAUACCUGUCAGUAUUACGAUCUCAAAAUUUGCUGAAGUUGCCAUGAAAUAUUAUUAUAGACCGAAAUUUUAAGGAAGCAAAUAUUUACCUAUCUUUCUUCUUUUUCUUCUUCUUCUUCGAGGCUUCCAAGCUUUCCUCGCCUUGCACACUUUUGUCUCUUAUUUUCGUACUUUCUCUCGCCACACUGUAAUUAUAUGCUUCCUGCGACUAGUCUACUCUCUCUUUCUCCCUGGUAUUUUAUUUUCUUUCAUUACAAGCUUUCUCCUUUUUACUCAUUUCAUCUCUAAUUGCUUCCUGAAACUUUUAAUAGAAUUCUUUUGUUUCUUCAUUUUUUUACUCCAAUGUGUUGAAGUACCUGAAAUUUAUUGCGUUACUGUGUAUCUAUUAUUCACACUUCUAGGUGCUAUUUUCUGAUUCUACAUUAAGUAAAUAUUAAUUGUUUGAAAAAUUCUUCGUUCUCUUCCGUUCAUUCUUAUUCUUUUGUCUUCUCUACUUCUCUACUUUUGUCUUUUGCGAUCUAUUUCUGAACUACCUUUGUAAAUUUUUCUCUAGUUCAGAUUCCUUCUUCUUUACUCAAUUUUCUUCUACUUCCUUGUUACUCUAUGUCUCCGUUCUUCUUUCACUAUUUCUUCAUUUGCCUAUUCUAGUCUCUCUAUUCUGUUUUCUACAACUCUCACAUUCAAAUUCCUGCACGCCAAUCUUCUGGUGACUUUACUUAUUUUUUUACUUUAUUGUACUUUUACUCAAUUCUAAUUUUAUUUUUCUACCUAUUACUUUCUACAUUAUUUUAUAUCGAUAUUUCUUUUCUCUUCAUCAUCCUUCAUUUUGUUUCUUCUUCUUCUUCCUCUGUCUCUCUUUCAAAAUUCUCUGUCAUUCUUCUAUAUUUCUAUCACUUGUUUUCUCCUCUCUACUUUCUUUCUCCUUUCAUUCACUGUCAUUCACUGUCAUCUAUUUAUUGAUUCUACACUAUUAUUUAAAUACAUUCGACUCUAUUUACUUCUGUCCCUCUACUGAAAUUUCGUUGAAAAAUUUGUCUACUUUUCACUUUCCAAUCUUUUCUCUUCAAUUCUUUUCUUCUCCCCUAUGCUCUCAGAAUAUUUUUUCUCUAGUAUUUUCAAUCUUUUCUCUUCAAUUCUUUUCAUCUCUGAAUCUUCUGUUCUUCAUUUUCAGUCUACUCUUCUACUCUAUUAGCUGUUUACUCUCUGUGCAGACAUCUCACUCAUUAGUUCCGCAAACUCUGUACAUACUUGUAAAAAUUCCCGUUUUCGUCUUCCAUCUAUACUCUGUCUCUUUUCUUAGCUUCGUCUCUGUCUACAUCUCCGUCUCUUCUAUAAUUCUGUAUUCUACUCUAUCAUUUUCUUCACUUCCUCCUUCGAAAACGCAAAUUUCAUUCUUAAUCUGUUAAAUACACGCCGCGGGAAACGCGACGUCUCCUCUAGUCUUCUUAUCGAUACGAUUAGGAAAUUGAAUGCUCUAAUAAUGCUGUGCAUUUUACUUUUACAUAAGAUAUACCUUUUCUCUUCUUUCUUUUCAAAAACGUUACUAAACUUCGCUCUCUUUUUAUUCCCAUCUGUUGGUCAAUCUUAUCGUUUCACUAUUCUUUCGACUGUCUCUGCAAAAACUUCGUCUCCCUUUCGUCGACAGCUGCGAAUCUCAUUCUCCUCUUUUUCUCUCUUCUCCCCUUUCUAUCCGCUUUCUCUCGAAAUUUCUGUGACAAUCUCUCUCAUAACGUUGUAUAUAAUCUUUCACACGCUGAGAGAAUUGUGCUCGUACCAACGCGUGACAACAAUGGAAGUUUCUGUCACUCUCGCGCGGAAAAAUCUGUUCUUAUUUUCGUUCUCAUUUCUGUUCUCCCUUUCUAAUCUAGUCCUCCGCAGCUAUCGUCCACUCGAUCCACGCUGUCUCACGAAAGAACGACGCGAACACAAUCUCUGACUAUUUCUCUCCCUCGUGCUGUGAUUCUCAAGUGCUAUAAAACUGUUUCUACUCUCAAACAGCCAAUUGUUUCCUGUAUCAGGUUAAACGUUUACAUUUUUAGCUGUUUCUGUGAAACGUGGCAGUUGCUCCGCCGAUUUCUCAAAUUUGCCCGCGAACGCGGAACAACUUCAACCCCUUCAGACCUAACGUGCAGUACAAUUCACAAUAAUUUCGUUGUUUCAAAAUAAAUUCGGGAAUUAUCGGUCAAGUAAAAACGGAGUAACAGGAACCUGGUUUAUCGACCGUUGACGCUAAAACCAUUCCGUAGGUUUCUUAUCGGAUAAACUUGAAUUUUAAGCGUGCAACGACAAAAAGCGAGGAAAUAUUUUGAUUAAAUAGUUUAUGAACAUUCAGGUCUGACGGGGUUAAGUGAAAGUCUGAUUUUUAACGAAAACACAAUUGAUACGUUGACCGAUGUGGCAUUUACGUACGAUUUCCAUUGGGAAAAAGAUCAAAGGUUUACUGUGAGGUAUUAAUAAACAUGAAUCUUUCUCUGAUGAACAUGUGUCAGUAGAAAAAAGAAAAAACUGUCAGGUUCGAAACGGACCAGUGAGAAUUUUUCUAAACGUCGUAACUGUCAACGUGCCAGAGGCCGAAUUAAUGGCGGUACAAGCAACUGUUACCGCGUCUGGUGUCUGUGUUUAAAAAAAUAAAACGAUCGGCUCCUACGUUUCUGUCUUUCUUUUCCAGCAUUCUGCUCUACCUUCUCUAUUUUUUCUUUCUCUCUGCUGAACUCUCUCCGCCACUCUGACAAUUCGUCUCCAACAUGUAAAUACCGUGAUUACUGUUUCCUCCGGGACGCCGCGUUCCGCCAUGUCCGUCCAACUCCGUUCUUUCACGGUGCGCUCGCUAUCACAGCGGUUACGUCGUCGAGAGAAGUCGAUCAAAACAAAAACACCGAGCGAAACAAAAGGACGCAAAAGCGAGAAGAACACGACAAAACGAGCAAAACGAAAGCAAUAAAAUGAAAAACAACAGACGAGAAACGUUCGAGCGUGUCGAAGAAGCGUGCACGCGGCUGCAAAACAGUGCGUUCUAUUACAUUUCUCUUUUCUCCUUCGUUUAUUUAGUUUUUUUCCCUUUAUUUCUUUUUGGUUUGUGUGAAGCUUAUAAAAUAAUCUUGUAUUAAUCGCA
This is a messenger RNA of Nomia melanderi (Alkali bee), 4722 nucleotides long. RefSeq names its product C1q-like venom protein (gene C1q-VP). NCBI's taxonomy places the organism in Eukaryota, Metazoa, Arthropoda, Insecta, Hymenoptera, Halictidae. Gene Ontology annotation, molecular function: protein binding. The record is from RefSeq and is a predicted model, not a curated record.